CACAUAAUGGAUUCAAUUUAAGAUUUGUGUGUUAUACAAAAACUGCAAUAAUCCUUAAUUGUAUUUGAAUAAAAUAUUGAAAUUGCUGUAUUUCCAUGUACUGUUUUAUGAAAAAUGAGGGCGGCGUUGCUAGGUAAAAUAUGGAAACCACCAGCCUGGGGCGUCUGUAUGGAAUGUGACCUGCAAACUCCUCAGUCUCUGCAGAGAUUCUCCAUCAAGGAUCUGUGGAAUUGUUUUUAAAAAAUAUUCUGGUAAUUGCGUUUCAGUAGAGUUGGCUUCUGUUGCAAUCUUAUGCAUUUUCUGCAUUUGAAAACAUUAUCCUGAGAAAGGUUCCACAGGCUUCACCAAAAUGCUUCCAGGACACACAAACCGCUGGCAUGGGAAAGCUACAAGUGGUUGCAUGCGCUUACUCUGUUUACAAACCAAACGCGUUUUGUGCCUGCUGCGCCACCGUCCGCCUCCCAUUAAUUAGGAACAGGAAGAGAAAUUAGCUAAUUCAGAAGCGGGAAGUCACUGGGCGAGGCUGCGCAUGCGCAGCAGCACUUUCCUCCCCGCCCCCUUUCCCCUCGAAGAUUGCUAACAGUUAACUUCUCCGUGAAGAAACUGCGGGUCUAGGGCCAUGCCGGGAACCUACAACCGCGGCACGCCCCGGGCGGGCCCCAGCCGGCAGCGAGACUCGCUCCCGCCCGCCCCGCGAGAAGCGAGCGGCUGUCGGACCCCGCAGCGAAGCCAGGGCAUCGACGACCAAGGCGAUGGCAUCGAGGCGGCGGAGGACGAGCCCUGUCCGGCCCCCGGAGGCUCCGAGACGAGCUUCGAGACGGAGGGCGACGACGGCAACCGGCGCUUGAUCCGGCACCAGUACCGCGAGCUCAUCCACAAUGUGCAGCAGCAACGAGAAGUUAUGUUGAGUUCAAAAAGCAACAAAUUAACAGAUGCACUUGAAGAAGCCAACCAGCUGUUUAACAGAGUGUCCCAAGCAAGAGAAGCAGCCCUCGAUGCCCAGUUUCUUGUUUUGGCUUCAGACUUGGGUAAAGAAAAGGCAAAUCAGCUGCAUUCUGAUAUGACCUUAUUUGAUCCAACAUCAUAUGCUGAAGAUUUACUUAAGUAUAUGGGCCUAAAUCGUCUUGAAGUAGAAGAAAGUGAUAGUGAAGAAGAAACUCUUCAUAUUGGAUUCUUACCUGAAGAUUCCUGGCUCAGAGUAGGAAUAAUAUCAGUAAAAUACUUAAAGAGUGCUCCAACAUUCCACUUUUUGUUUGGUUCAUUCAAGACUGAUCCUCCUGUGCCAAAGCAACGGAAUGAACGUCAGAGAAGAGAAGAGAAGAAUGAAGAAGAAAGGGCCAUGCCUGCCGAGUUGAAAAAAAUGGAGGAGUCCCAACAGGAGGCUACAGAAAAGGAGGUAGAAAGGAUCUUGGGAUUACUGCAGACCUAUUUUAGUGAAGAGCCCGAGACUCCUAUAUCCUUCUUUGACUUUGUGAUUGAUCCAGAUUCUUUUGCUCGAACUGUGGAAAAUAUUUUCCAUGUUUCCUUCAUUGUAAGGGAUGGUUUUGCAAGAAUAAGGCUUGACCAAGAUAAACUGCCAAUAAUAGAGCCCAUUACUCAGGGUAAUGAGGAAAGUGAACAACAAAGUACCCAAAUCAGGCACCAAGACAUUAUAUCACUGAGUUAUCAAGACUGGAAGGACAUUGUGAGAACUUUUGAAAUUUCACAGCCAAUGAUCCCUCCUCCGUGUUGUAGCAAGUAAAAUCCAAGCUUUCAAAGGUGUCCCAAAUGAAAAUUGGCACUUCAGAUGGAAAGCAGCAUAUAUCAUUUAUUGUAUUAUGAAACGUGUUUUUCAGAGAAUCAGAUGUUUAGGGUUUUUUUUGUUUACGUGUAUUUUAUAUUAUUGUUUAUGAAGCUGCCUUGCUUUCCUAUGAUUAAAGAGAUUCACUGCCAUCUGUUA
Molecule: messenger RNA, 1939 nt
Organism: Vombatus ursinus (common wombat)
Lineage: Eukaryota; Metazoa; Chordata; Mammalia; Diprotodontia; Vombatidae
Gene: NSMCE4A
Product: NSE4 homolog A, SMC5-SMC6 complex component
Exons: 11
Coding region: 620-1741 (373 amino acids)
Biological process (GO): DNA repair
Cellular component (GO): Smc5-Smc6 complex; nucleus
Source: RefSeq, a predicted model, not a curated record